GUACGUAUUUCUGCUGUGAGAGUUAGUGGUCGCGUUUUCAAUUUGCCCUUUAGAAUCAUUCAGAAAGUUUCAGUAAGGAUUAUUCGCAUAAAUGUUGCUUCUGUUGGUAGCAAAAGCUGUUUUAUGAGGAAACAAAUAAGAGAUUGUAGUCAAGAGUUUCCGUGCAGUAGCAAGUAAUUUUGGCGAGAUCGAUUUCCGAAAAAUUUAUCGCGCAGUUAGUCGAUUUUGAAGAAAAAGGUUGUUCCAUAUUGUGCAGUGUCGUUCUUUAUGUUUGCUGGUGAUAUUCUAGGCCAAAAUAGAAUUCAGCAUUGAGGCAAGCGUGAAAAAAGUAUAAAAGAAAGCUUAGUUUUCGGGUGCAUUUUACUCCUUGUUUCUAAAGUGAAUAGUGAAUUAUUGCUGAACGAUUUUCCGUUCUCUUUUGGCUUACAUCGUGAGUUGGUGUAAGUGCCAACAUCGCCGAAGAGGAUAAAGGCUGCUGCAAGCGGUUGUCAGUUUUCGACUACCAACACCGAAGUGUUUCUGUUUUCAUCCAGCGUGUGUGACGAGUGUUGUGACAGUUUGCCUCAGUGUGCGUUGGUGUUUUCCUGUCGCAGAAAUAGCACCAGAGCCAAAGCCAGAGCCAGAGCAUCUAGCAAGCAGGGGUCAUAAAGGCGCAGUGGAAUAAGCACAACCAAAUCGCUCUCACAGAUGUGGAAGGAAAAUGUCGUCUUGUUUUGAAAAGUGAUUCCAAUUGUCUGCAGAGAAGAAAGUGUUCGAAAUAAGAUCGUGCAUUUCCGGGAAUACGUGAAUUUGGUUUAUUAUAUUUUUUUGUUCGUUUUGCAUUUCGUUUGGCAGUCCGUGCGUGUGAAUGAAAAGCUUAGCUCGCUGGGAAACAGAUCCAAUCAAUCCGGUCGGUUUGAUCUGUGCCGAGCAGGAACAGUCGCGAAGUCAUACGUCAAAAUCGCAAAAGUGGAAGGAGUUCUGAUAUCGAUUUGUCGCGAGUGCAGUGCUGGUACUGGGCAACGGGGUAAGGUGUACCAGUUUUCAAAAUUUCCCGUGUUUUGUACGCUGCCGAGUUCCGGUCCGGGAAGCCUGGAACUCAGAUCCAACCCGAAACCAUAGGAUCGCUAGAAGAAAAAAACGUCGUCACUACGGAGACCAACGGAACGACGAACGUCGUCGACAGUAUGGUGAAGCGCACUGACGGCACCGAGUCUCCCAUAAUAACGGAGAGCGACGCUGACACAGAAAAACCCCGCGUCAAAUAUGGCGAAUUAGUGAUAUUAGGAUAUAAUGGCUUUCUACCACAGGGCGACCGUGGACGGCGUCGGUCGAAAUUUGUGCUAUACAAACGAACCGAAUCGAAUGGCGUCAAACGGUCCAAGCACUACAUCGUACAAUCACCUCAGACUUCACAGGCAAUACUCGACGCGAGGCAGCAUUCGAUAUCGUACACGCUGUCGCGAAAUCAGGCCGUUAUAGUCGAGUACAAAGAGGACCCCGACACGGAUAUGUUUCAGGUCGGUCGUUCGUCCGAGUCGCCCAUAGAUUUCGUCGUGAUGGAUACCUUGCCUGGCGACAAGAAAGACGCAAAAGUCCUGCAGAGCACCAUAUCGAGAUUUGCCUGCCGAAUUCUGGUGGACCGAAGUGAUGGGCACAAGGCGAGAAUAUAUGCAGCAGGAUUUGAUUCGAGCAGAAACAUUUUCCUAGGGGAAAAGGCAACCAAGUGGCAAGACAACGUGGAGAUCGACGGUCUCACCACGAACGGAGUACUGAUCAUGCACCCGAAAGGCCAGUUCUGCGGUGGCUCGGCCGAGUGCGGUCUGUGGCGGGAAACGUCCGUCGGCGGGGACGUGUUCAGUCUGCGGGAAUGUCGAUCAGCACAGCAAAAAGGGCAACCAGUGUACGAGGAAACGAACAUCCUGCAGGAUGGAACCCUGAUCGAUCUGUGUGGCGCAACUCUGCUGUGGCGAUCGGCUGAGGGACUACGACAUUCGCCGACAAAGAAGGAUCUAGAAAAACUGGUAGAUGAAAUUAAUGCUGGCCGCCCACAGUGCCCGGUGGGCCUCAAUACUUUAGUGAUUCCUAGAAAAGUGUCAUUGGGUGAACACGUCAACCAGCCUUAUGUGUAUUUAAAUUGUGGCCAUGUACAAGGUCAGCACGGUUGGGGCCAGGACAAGGCCUCGAAUGCGCGCCGAUGUCCAAUGUGCUUGGAGCUUGGCCCCGUAGUGACACUGUGUAUGGGCGUGGAGAACGCAUUUUACGUCGAUUCCGGACCGCCAACCUAUUGCUUCAAUCCGUGCGGUCACAUGGCAACGGAGAAGACGGUCAAAUAUUGGGCGAACGUGGACAUACCACAUGGUACCAACGGGUUUCAAGCGGUGUGCCCAUUCUGCGCUACCCCUCUGCAAGGAUCUCCGGGCUAUAUUAAACUUAUUUUCCAAGAUAAUCUAGAUUAACCUGUUUCCUACGUCGAAGGUUCGUCGCUCCCUGACCAGUCCUUUCUUCUAAAAAAAUCGACAUAUAAGCAAAAAUCAACUGAUUCGCAUAUAGUUUGUAGUAAGUAAUUAUUAGUAUAUUUUUAUUCUAAUUAUUUUUAACUUAAUUGUCAAAAACAAACAUAAGAAAAAAAUGAUAAGAAAAAAAAAAGUUAUUUUACAGCUAUCUGCCUCCGUUUGAAGCAAAUCACGAUGGCUGAUGCAAAAUGAUGCACACGCUUUUGUAUGCGAACGUUGCAAGUAGUAGUCAAGCAGUGAGGGGAGGUUCAUGCGAAGUGAGAAAAUUUCUGGAGUUGAUCGACGUAUGGUAUUUGGAAAUGUCCUAUAAAAUAACAUAAUGCAAAAAAAAAAAUCAAGUAAGAUUCACCUUAUUCUUCGCUAUAGGAAAUGAAGGUAUGCAUGCAAUUGUUUAUUAGCUCUAAAAAUCGAAGCAUAAAAGCCUCUAGCGACAAACGUUGAUCGUUCGUUGUUUGAAUUGAUUAGAAGCUACAAUUUACUUCGAGUGUAACGAGUAGGCAAUCAGUUAGUUUUGUUUAAUCAAAAGAAAGUGCAUUUCUACCAGUUGUGUUGAAUGAGUUCUCUAAUAACGAAUUUCUUUUUUUUUGGUAAAAUAUUACUCUCUAGGCGAAGUUUGUUUUCCGUUCGAUUUCAUGCGUUUUCAUUAUACGAGAAACGAUUUUUGAUUAGAGUGUAGAAGGAUUGCCUACGUUUAAGGCGCAUCUUAUUUAAAUUUAUAUUUUGUAAAAAGUUUAUUAAGUAUAUGAAGUCUUAGUAAAAAGCGUGUGUG
Molecule: messenger RNA, 3264 nt
Organism: Sabethes cyaneus
Lineage: Eukaryota; Metazoa; Arthropoda; Insecta; Diptera; Culicidae
Gene: Pli
Product: protein pellino
Exons: 8
Coding region: 1167-2438 (423 amino acids)
Biological process (GO): regulation of Toll signaling pathway; protein polyubiquitination
Molecular function (GO): ubiquitin protein ligase activity; protein binding
Source: RefSeq, a predicted model, not a curated record